AUGGAGUAUUUACGCGGCUUGAAGAAAUAUCGCUUUUUUCACUAUUCGGCAACCGACCCGUUGGAAGCCAGUAUGGAUAUUACUGGCGGCAUUGAGUCGUUCAACAAAUCCAUGGGAGUGUCGUUCUUCAAGCGCAAGCAUUCUUUCGUCAACUUUUUCUUCAUCUUCGGCAUCAGCAACUUGGUGCUGUACGUAGUGAGCGUGCUAAAGUCGGCUUACGAGUCGCGUCACGAUACGACGAAGCUUAUCUACUGCAUUGCCACGUUCGGGUUUGGCUGUCAGACUAUUAUGAAGAUUUACAGCUUUAUCAUAACCCGCCAGCGUGUAGUUGAUCUGUACGAGAGCAAUCACCGGUACUAUCAGGAAAUGACGAGCCAAAGCAACGCGGUCAAGCGCGUUUCGUGUGACAAUGCAAGCCUUAUUUAUAUUAUCAUCAAAGGCACUGUUUUAGUUUAUCUCCUGUUGGUUAUCGCUACGAUGGCUAUACCGGGGGUUUCUUCAAUAUUUCUGGCUGAUCGUAUACUACCUUUUGGAUUCGUGAUGCCCUUCAUCGAAGGUGACACCUUAACAUGUUACGUGUGGAAUUAUUUCUUCCAAGUUGUAAUGGCCACCUUCUAUUGGAUCAUAACCGUGGGUACGGAUGUCACUACCAUCUACAAUCUAAUCACUGCCUACGGACAGUUGGACGUACUAAUGACGAUCAUUGGAGAGCUUGACGAGCUGCUGGAACGCGACGAGUGUCCGCAGAAGAUUCGAGACAAAAUUAUUGAGAUCGUCCGGCAGCAUCAGCAUCAUCGAUCCUAUUUGCAGCAGCUGGUAGACUUUUUGAAUCCCUAUCACUUUGUUACUCUUGGAUCCACAGUCCCUACGAUGGUAAUUUCCGUUCUCGGGUUGGUUCUGCUUGAUUGGUAUCCGGGUGCUGCGAUAGUGUUUCUUGGAUCGGUCCAAAUAUUUUACAUUUGUUUUCUUGGAACCAGUCUUGAAAUUAAGACCGAUGCUCUUACGCUGAAAGUCGGUGCUAUUCAUUGGAACAAACUUUCUAUUCGGGACAUGAAGUACAUGAACUUUGUGCUAGCGAUGACUCAGAAACCAAAGAUGUUGGCAGUUACCACAUUACCAUUGAACAUUACUGCAUUUUUGAAGAUUCACAAACUGAUCUACUCCUUGAUCAUGAUGCUGGAAAACACAAAGGAUUAA
Messenger RNA from Anopheles maculipalpis, 1197 nucleotides. RefSeq names its product odorant receptor 67d-like. Gene Ontology annotation, molecular function: olfactory receptor activity; odorant binding. The record is from RefSeq and is a predicted model, not a curated record. Gene Ontology annotation, biological process: sensory perception of smell; detection of chemical stimulus involved in sensory perception of smell. Gene Ontology annotation, cellular component: plasma membrane. Bases 1 to 1197 code for a protein of 398 amino acids. Lineage: Eukaryota; Metazoa; Arthropoda; Insecta; Diptera; Culicidae. The transcript has 5 exons.